AUGGCUCAGUCUUCUUCCUCUUCAUCAACAACAACACCAAGAAAUUCGAUAUGGAAAAAGACAGCAUGUUCAAUUAAUUUCAACGUAAAUAUAACAAGAAGGACAUUAAGUGAAAGUGAUGAAUUAACAACAACAGAAACGACAUCUUCUCAUAAUAAUCAACCACCAAGAAAACGGCAGUUGAGUGAUAGUAACGAACAAACUAAUGUUAAAGUUGUCAAAAUAAAUAACGACUGGUCCAGACCAAUUUCAGUAUCAAAAUGUCCAAACGAAACAGAUGAUUCACUGUCAACAUUCACACGUCCAACAUCGUUGUUUCUCUGGGAUACUAAACAUCCAUUACAAUUACGUACAAGUGUUAGUCAUCCAUCCGAUAAUCGUUGUGAGAUUAAUGAUGAAAUAAAUUUGAAAUUCUCCCCAUGUACAUCAUUACCAGAACUAUCAUCUCCUGUACAACAACAAAAACGCCACCGUCCGCGUACAUUAUUAGUAACAAAUCCAGCAUUAUCAUCUUCAUGUGAAACGUCGUUAGUACCAUUAAUCAAUAUCGUACAGGAUAAAAUUGGACUAUUAACAUGUGAACAAUUGGCACUUUAUGUUGAAUCAUCAACAGAUGAGCGUUACUUAAUAUUAGAUUGUGGUUCACCAUUUCGUUUCCACGAAAAACAUAUAAAGAAUUCUCAAUUAAUGUAUGUUAGUGAUAAAAUAACUCGAAAACGUUUCGCUACACGUGGUAUACAAAGCUUUGUAAAUACGAAAUUACUUGAUAAGUGUGAAUUAAUUAUUCUAUAUGAUGAUACUUUGCAGAAAUCUCAUAUAAUACCAAACUCUUGUCCAGUUAUUAGCGAUGAAAAAUGUUUAUCAUUUUCAUCGUCAUUUUUCUCUCCCACCAUAACUUUAUCAACAGCCAAUGACGAUAAUUUAACUACUAUAAAAAAUAUAGAAAUUUCACUUCAUAGAUUAACACCUUCACUUAAAUGUGUCUGUGAAGAAAUAAAACGUUAUAAUUAUAAUAAAAAAAUUUAUAUUUUAAAUCCAUCAUUUAGUCAGUUUUAUGAACAAUAUAAACAUUUAUGUGAAUGUUCACCUCGUCAACAAAAACCACGUUCAUGUCCAUCAUCACCCGUACACAAUAGUUAUUGUGAAUCUGUUCCAUUAACAGCGCCAUUAUCAAUUACUCCAGUCUCACCAACACAAAAAGAUUAUGAAAAUUUUCCCAUGACAGAAAUUGUAAAUGGUUUAUAUAUUGGAAGUAAACAAGAUGCUCAAAAUAUUCAGCGGUUAGAAAAUGAACAAAUUACUCAUAUUAUCAAUGUCACUCAACAUUUACCCUGUUAUUGGAAAAAUUCAUCAGAUUUAAUUUAUUAUCAUUUACCAGCAGAUGAUUCAAAUAAACAAAAUUUAAUCGAUUAUUUUGAUAAAGUAUAUAAUUUUAUUUUGGACGCAAUUGAAAAUAAUAAAAAAGUUUUAGUUCAUUGUCAGGCGGGUAUAUCACGUUCUCCAGCAAUCGUUAUAGGAUUUCUAAUGAAAUAUUCUAAUAUGAGUAUGAACGAUGCCUAUGAUUUAGUUAAACGAAAACGUUCAAUUGUAUCGCCGAACUUUGGAUUUCUUGGUCAACUACUCGAAUAUGAAAAGAAAUUGAAACAAUAUCAAACUUCACCGAUUAUAGAGAAAUAA
Molecule: messenger RNA, 1677 nt
Organism: Didymodactylos carnosus
Lineage: Eukaryota; Metazoa; Rotifera; Eurotatoria; Philodinida; Philodinidae
Source: the annotation of a GenBank genome assembly